This is a messenger RNA of Helianthus annuus (common sunflower), 966 nucleotides long. RefSeq lists its product as uncharacterized. The transcript has a single exon. The record is from RefSeq and is a predicted model, not a curated record. NCBI's taxonomy places the organism in Eukaryota, Viridiplantae, Streptophyta, Magnoliopsida, Asterales, Asteraceae. Bases 1 to 966 code for a protein of 321 amino acids.
AUGUUCGCACAAACUCUAACUGGAGCCGCACGAGUAUGGUUUGAUGCGUUGAACGAAGGUGAGAUCAACGACUUUGAGGAGUUCCGGAGGCUAUUCCUCCAAAAUUUCAGCCAGCAAAGGCACUACUCUAAAGAAAUUACCGAAGUCCACAACAUUCGAAGAAAGGACGGAGAAUCUUUAGACAGUUUCAUUGACCGGUUUAACCGGGAAAGCAUGCAGAUCAGUGGGGUAGUUGACCAACUACGUAUCUCCGGAUUCUGUCACGGCGUUCGGAAUAAUCAACUAGUCGAAAAAUUGCACGAAAAUCUCCCAAAGACGAUGGAGGUACUUAUGGAACGGGCCAGAGCUUUCGCUCAAGGCAAGAACGCAUGUAAUCCUGCUCCAGAGUCAGAUCACAAGAUGUCUUCAUGGAAGAAAAAUGGUGGGUCGGUGUUUGAUAAGACCCCACCGGGAAGCAGGGGACGAUCACACCCUUACAGUAGAAAUGACAGACCUCCACGCGGGAAAAGCUCCGGGUCAAGAUUUUACAAUUUAUCGGAUCUCUCCAAAACUCCCAGUGAAAUUCUCAGUGCGGAAGGGGCAAAUUUCCCCGCUCCACCAAAACUUCGAAACCCAGGAGACAAAAAUUCCAAGAAAUAUUGUGACUACCAUCAUGCUCGGGGUCACAAUACAGAUGACUGUUGGUCUUUGAAGCAAGAAAUAGAAAAGGCAGUACGGUCCGGAAAGCUAUCGCAUCUAGUUAAAGAAGUAAAGGAAGGAAAAUCUUCAGGGAAUUCGGGAGAUAAUCCGAACAAUCAACCAGCAAUUUGCAUGAUCCGUAGGGUAAACAACCAAGGCAUCAAGCGGUCCAAUCAGCACUUGGCCGUCUGGAUGCAGCAACCCAUUGGUUUCCCGCCCGUCAGUCUGGAAGAUAUCAAGGACGGACCGGUCAUAGUGUCCGCUAUCAUUGCAGGACACAAGGUUUGA